Alternaria viburni is the source of this 879-nucleotide messenger RNA. RefSeq lists its product as uncharacterized. Gene Ontology annotation, biological process: vesicle fusion with Golgi apparatus; endoplasmic reticulum to Golgi vesicle-mediated transport. Lineage: Eukaryota; Fungi; Ascomycota; Dothideomycetes; Pleosporales; Pleosporaceae. The record is from RefSeq and is a predicted model, not a curated record. The transcript has 4 exons. Gene Ontology annotation, cellular component: membrane; trans-Golgi network. Bases 1 to 879 code for a protein of 292 amino acids.
AUGGCGCAAUACGGCUACGGACAGAACCCGCAAUACGGCGCUGGGAAUGCGCAAAACCUCCAAUUCUACCCAUCGUCAUUUUCGAACCAGCCGGUAUCUGGCCAUUCCACACCGUUUCAGGCAAACUACGGCGCACCGGCGAGUCAAGCGUAUCCCGCACAGUAUGGUGCGGGGUUCGCUGCACCGGGCGUGAGCGGGCAGAUGGGCAUGGGUGUGUCGGGGCUGCGGACAGGGUGGCUGGCGGCUUUUGGCACGGAAGGAUAUGACGGAGAGCCGCCGCUACUGGAAGAGUUGGGAGUGAACUUCAGGCAUAUACAGAUGAAGACGUUGGCUGUGCUGAAUCCGUUUGGUCGGAUCGAUCAACAUAUCAUGGACGACAGCGAUGUGGCAGGGCCGAUACUGUUCUUCUUGAUCUUUGGGACGUCGUUACUGUUGUCUGGAAAGCUUCAUUUCGGUUACAUCUACGGUCUGGCGUUCGUUGGCACGAUCCUCCUCCACCAGAUUCUCUCCCUCAUGUCCCCGCCUGUCGUCGAAGCGACACCUGGAGACCACGGUCACCCGCAUGGCUCACAUCUCGGCUCCUCGUUAACGUUCCCACGAUCGGCAUCGGUGCUCGGAUACUGUCUGCUCCCUCUCGUUCUGGUAUCGAUGUUUGGAAUCAUUGUGCCGCUUGACGGGCUAUUUGGAUACCUUCUGACCAGCCUGGCCAUCACAUGGUGUUCCUACAGCUCCAGUUCCAUGUUCACCGUUGUUGGGCGCAUGACUUCCAUGCGGGGACUGGUAGCGUACCCCAUGGUUCUGUUCUAUGGCAGUUUUGGCAUCAUGGCUAUCUUCAGCUCGCGGGGCACUGGCCAGUUGGCGAAGGCGGCAGGAUCAUAA